AUGGUGCGAGCGUCCAACCGCCUGUUGGUGUCAGCCGUGCUGGCCGUCGGGGCCUUCACCCUGACGCGCCUCUGCUUCGUGGCGCCGCCGCCUGCCGUGCACCAGCCGUACCUCGGCUGGGCCGUUGGGGCAUGUGGAAGUCGGUCAGGGGGCUGGGUCAAGCUGGAUCCGGUACAGUUGCGCCAGAGCCAGGUGGCGCUGCAAGCGCGUGGCGGCGGCGAGUACGACGUCAGCGACGCGGACAUUGAUGCCUUCUACAACUCCCUGCUGACGGGAUCGGGCGGUGACCCCCCCAAGGCGCGGAGGAUCCAAGAGAGUUUGGCGUGCAGAGGAUAUGGCAAAGAAUGGGAGGUCGACAAUCAGGGCACCGUGCUGUCGGAGCUCAUCGUGAAGUUCUUCCACGGCGAUUUCACGCCCCAGGGCUUCAAGCGCUACUCUGGCCUGUGGAAGGGCCCUCCUCCUGGCAACAUCGGCAAGAAGGACAUUGCCAUCGGUGUUGAGAAGCUGAAGGAGCAGAUGGCCAACCCCAUGUUCGUGACCAAGGGCGGCGUGGGCUACGGUGUGGAUGAGACGCAGAAGGUGGUGGGCGGCGUGGGCUACGGUGUGGAUGAGACGCAGAAGGUGGUGGACGAUGGCAAGGGCUGGGUCUGGCUGGCAGCCGAGAUGAGCCCGGGAGGCCUCGCCGUGGAGCUCUUCAAGGCCGUGCCCUACGGCAAGCGUGCUGUGCUGGUGGCCAAGCAGAACAACGUGGCGGAGCUCUUCGACAAGGUGAAUUGGGAUACAGCCCUGGGGAACAUCGAGAAGACCUUCGGCGGGCCUCAGGUGGGAUCGAGCGCAGCGAUAGGUAUAUCGUUCAAAGCUUGA
This is a messenger RNA of Effrenium voratum, 864 nucleotides long. The record is from the annotation of a GenBank genome assembly. Lineage: Eukaryota; Dinophyceae; Suessiales; Symbiodiniaceae.